This is a messenger RNA of Neoarius graeffei (lesser salmon catfish), 1520 nucleotides long. RefSeq names its product radical S-adenosyl methionine domain containing 2 (gene rsad2). Lineage: Eukaryota; Metazoa; Chordata; Actinopteri; Siluriformes; Ariidae. Gene Ontology annotation, cellular component: endoplasmic reticulum membrane; endoplasmic reticulum; lipid droplet. Gene Ontology annotation, molecular function: 4 iron, 4 sulfur cluster binding; catalytic activity. Bases 102 to 1157 code for a protein of 351 amino acids. The record is from RefSeq and is a predicted model, not a curated record. The transcript is spliced from 6 exons. Gene Ontology annotation, biological process: defense response to virus; positive regulation of immune response.
UGCUUUCGUUUUCCUUUCUCCACCUCGCCCCUGACACAGGUCCUUAUAUAAACACAAGUCAGCUGUCAGCUGAGUACAGUGUUGAGACACGGCAGUCCAGCAUGUUGCUUUCCAAUCAAGUGGUCUUGGUGAGGAUGCUCCUGCGGCUGUGUAUCAGUAAUGUGCACUCUGUGUUUUCUGAGAUUAUGGGUUGGGUGUUUACUGGCUGGAUGAGGGUGACCAGGGUGCAGCUGAAUCCUCAGUCCAAGCGCCCUAAACUCACAACUAGAGCUGAAGUCACCACACCGAGCAGUGUGAACUACCAUUUCACCCGCCAGUGCAAUUACAAGUGCGGCUUCUGCUUUCACACAGCAAAGACAUCCUUCGUUUUGCCAAUAGAAGAGGCCAAGAGAGGUUUGCAACUCCUGAAAGAAGCAGGAAUGGAGAAAAUCAACUUCUCAGGUGGAGAACCUUUCUUGCAUCAGAAGGGUGUGUUUCUGGGAGAACUGGUGCAAUACUGCAAGCAAGAGCUUCAGUUACCGAGCGUCAGUAUUGUCAGCAAUGGAAGCAUGAUCAAGGAGACCUGGUUCCGGAAAUAUGGAGAGUAUUUGGAUAUUCUAGCAAUAUCUUGUGACAGCUUUGAUGAGGAAACCAACCAAACAAUCGGUCGAGCCCAGGGCAGAAAAAGCCACAUAGACAAUCUGUACAAAGUGCAGAAGUGGUGCAGACAGUACAAAGUGGCUUUCAAAGUCAACUCAGUCAUCAACACAUUCAAUGUUCAUGAAGACAUGACUGAGCACAUCACUGGCCUUAAUCCUGUGCGCUGGAAGGUGUUUCAGUGCCUCCUGAUUGAGGGUGAGAAUACAGGCGAGAAUAGCCUUCGAGAGGCAGAGAAAUUUGUCAUCACUGAUCAGGAGUUCCAGGAUUUCCUGGACCGCCACCAAAGCAUUAAAUGUCUGGUCGCAGAGUCAAAUCAAAAGAUGAAGGAUUCCUACCUGAUUUUGGAUGAAUACAUGCGUUUCCUGGAUUGUCGAGCAGGAAGGAAAGACCCAUCAAAGUCCAUUCUGGAUAUUGGAGUAGAGGAAGCUAUAAAGUUCAGUGGGUUUGAUGAGAGGAUGUUUCUUAAAAGGGGAGGCAAAUAUGUGUGGAGCAAAGCAGAUAUGAAGCUUGAGUGGUGAUACCACACAAUGUCAGUCACAUACAAUGUCUGUUAGCAUAAAAUUGAUUGUAUGGUUUUGUUUCAAUGUUAACAAGCACUUAAAUAUGUAAUUUAAUUUUAUAUUUGUUUUAAAGCUAUUAUUAUUAUUAUUAUUAUUAUUAUUAUUAUUAAUAGAAAUUAAUUAUUAGUAGAAACGGAGAUCGGCGCCGCCCGAUGCGCCACAUGGCAGGGGAAGGACUUUUUUUUUUUUUUAUUAUUAGUAGUAGUACCUCUGUAACAUUGAUUCAGUACAAAUUUUGUACUAUUUUUUGCACUUUAAACAAAUUAAAUGUAUUGUGUGUAUAUAUGUCUCUAAAAUAAAGGUCUAUAUUUGUAACAAAAA